UCACGAAGCCAUUUUCGGUCUGAUUUUCGCUGGAACUAACAGGAAUCACUGUCUCUGGCAAGGGGCAGAUGGAGUGGUGGCCCGUACGUCCCCAUACUCAUUUGAAGAUCUGGCAGAUUGUCUGUUGUUCGCAUUACCUUUCUCCUUGUUGCGACAAUCCCUGGAAACAUGACCCUGCAUCCCGCAAUGAUAGCUGAUUCGAUUCUCUUUACAAUCCUUACACUUGUGAUCCAGCUUAUUGCAGAUGUAGCAUUGUACUGUUGUGUUGAAAACUCUGUGUUCUUCUUUCUGCAUCUCAUUCAGUUGUCUUAGUGCUUCAAUGAAACCAACAGCUGAUUCUACUGCUUCCUGAAAUGUUUUACAUCAUGCGAAUCGAACAGCUUUGUUUACUUCCUCUCCGAGCAACCCAUGAAUGAAUGUGUCCAAGGCUCUGGUUGGCUUUGAACAACUGAAUGCGAUUUUCAUUUUUAUCUUCUACUAAGUCAUAUGUUUGAGCGUUGAUGUUUCGAAUUCUGUCGGCAAACUGCUUGAUAGAUUCGUCUCGUCGCAUUCGCAAACUGUAAAGCUGCUGUCUGUAAAAUCUGAUCGCUUUAUUACGUUUAAAUCUCUGAAUAACAAUCGUUCUAAACUCAUUGUAAUCUUUUGUUUUCACACAAUCAUUAAUGAAAUAUUGUGCUGCUCCCUGGAUUCUUAAUUUGGCAACCAUUAGCUUAUUGGAAUCUGUCCAUGAUCCUAACAGGGCGGCACCUUCAAGUUUACGAAAAAACACUUUCACGUCAUCUUCGGGUUUCCCGCUAAACACUGGUACUGCUGGCAAUAAUGGAAAAUUCUUUAUUGUAGUUCUACCUGUACUGCAUGCUAUCAUUUGCCAAGUCUUUCGGAAUGUUACGCUCGCUUCUUUCUGCUCUUAACUGCUGAAUCUCUUCUUGCAGUUCAUUAAUAACAGUUUGUAGGUCAACAUUGUUAUUCUGACUGGAUUGCGACAUUUUGUGUAAUUUAACGCCAAUGAGUCACUCAAAUGUAAAAUAAAAAUCCAUCACUGCCUUUCAUAUUCUAGCCAAACUGGAGUAGACCAACCUGAAUUCCAGCAUUGGAUGUCCCUGCGUAGUCAGAAGAUGUUUAUGCUGCUGCUGCUGCUGCUGCUGCUGCUGCUCAAAGUUCACACUGCGCUGCACAUCUUCAGGACUGUAGAUUUCCAAUAAUUAUCCCCAUGCUGACACCACUUCUAUAAGGAGGUUCAAAUGCAAACCCAACAAGAAGUUCGCCGCACAAUGUUACAAACAACAAUGGACAUAAUUCAUUCAGAUGGCAUUCUUGCUCUAAAUAAUGGACUGUCAGCUGCUAUAAUGAGGCAACUUACUUAUUCCACCUUCCGCUUUGCCUUUUAUGAGGCUGUGAAGCAACGCAUGGACCCUAAAGGAAAUAAUGUUCCUUUCCACCUUAAAAUAGGAAUAGCAGCAGUUGGUGGUACAAUUGGUGGUUUCAUUGGAACACCAGCAGAUGUAAUAAAUGUUCGUAUGCAGAAUGAUAUGAAACUUCCUCGAAACCAAAGGAGAAAUUAUCGACAUGUAUUUGAUGGGCUGGCACGCAUAUACAAAGAAGAAGGCAUGCGUGGACUUUUCUCAGGAGCGACUAUGGCUACUGGUCGAUCGAUAUUGAUGACUGUGGGUCAACUAACUUUCUAUGACCAGUGCAAAGGCAUGCUAAUGUAUUAUUUAGAUCUCAAAGACAACAUUAGCACCCACUUCCUAGCAAGCAUUGUGGCGGGAGCAGUGGCUACUACACUAACUCAACCUAUUGAUGUGCUCAAAACACGUACUAUGAAUGCCCGACCAGGAGAAUUUAAGAGUAUGUGGCAUAUUAUUCUGCACACAGCUAAGUUGGGGCCACAAGGCUUCUUCAAGGGCUACAUUCUCAGAUUUGUUCGUCUUGCCCCACACACAAUACUGACUUUUAUCUUUUUUGAGCAACUUCGUCUCAAUUUCGGCAGAAUUGUGCCUCCUGAUAGAUGAUAACAACUACAUUUAAUUAGGUUCUGCAAAAGGAUUGUAGACAUUUCUUCAUCUGGGAGAAGCUCUAGCACUCUAAUGGUAUGAAGCAGUAUUUGUAUAGUAUUUCAUUUGCUUGUGUGACUGUGAUGACAUGAUUUAUAGUUUGGAUAAAUUACUAAACAAGGCUUGUGAAUUUAUCUAGUGUAUGAAAUUGAUGAUAAAUGUAGCAGUAAAAAUACUAUUAGUUUGAAAUAUAAUGUGUUUUAUUUGAUUAAAUUCUGCAUUACUGCUGACCUUACAAUCCAUGAAGGAUAUGGGUGUGCUCUUGUCAUUAUGCCCAUUAACCCUCAAGUGGACGUGCCAAUUUUUGUAACAUGAGCAGGUAUGUGGCACAGUUUGUACAUGUAUAAAGGAUAGCUGUCUUUAUGUUAUCAGAGGAAACAUAUAUGAGCAAAAUCAAGACAAUGUUAUAAUAAACUUUUGUGCACUAAAUCACUGCUUAAUUAAACAAUAAUAAAUAAACUUUCAUCGUAUCACUAUGUUGCCAUGUACAAGUGCCCUUGGAGCAUUAAACAGCAAAGCUGCAUCAGAGCCUUGCCACAUGAUUAUUUGAUUACUAAUUAUCUUGUGGACAAGUGCAUCAUUGUGGGAUUGUGCUGCUAGCUUAGAAUCUGGACCAUUUUCUUCCAUGGAUCAUUUUUUUUUCUCAUAUAGUUUGCUGAUUAUUUUAUACUACUGCUGCUUAUUUGAAUUUAUGACAAUGCAACGUAUCAAUGUGUUGGCUGAAGCAAUGAUGAAAGAAUAGGAACAGGCUUGCAAUUGUAAAACAGCAAUGGAACAGUAGAAGGCAAUGUUAUUUGCGAUUGGCACACUUUAUAUAUAGGAAUGUCGACUCGAGGAUUAAGAGAGACCGAUGCAAUUUCUAAUGCAGGCUAAAUAGUUUCGUGGAAUAUGAGACCUAAUGGUCAAUACGACCUAAUGGUGAAUACACAAUAUCGAAUUAUUUUUCCAUUAAACAGACUAUGACACAUAUAUGUAGCAUAUAAGUGCUUAGAGGUCCAUUGCAAAGAUGGCCUACACAUGUUUUAUAAUUUUAGUGUUUCUUAGUGAUGCGUCCUAACAUCCAAAAAGAUUUUAUUCAAAUAUAUGUAGCAUAGUUUCUUUGCCAGUCAUUAUCAUGCGUGAGAAACAUUGUAGCAGUUCCUAACGAGGGCCAUAUUUUGAUAUCCACACUUGCACUUUUGUAUCACUCAUAUGGGAUUAACUGUUUGCAAUACAGUUUUAUACUGAUUUAAAUAUGACUUAAGUAAAAUAAAAAUUUGAAGCAUCUACUGGUUGACAUCCCAAGCACCUACUAAAAAUUUUGCGUUUGUAUAAUGUAGUUGUGCCUGACAUAUGAUGAGAUUCAUUUUAUUUUGUGUUCUGUUGAUGGUAAGGCAAUAAAAAACAGGUUGUUAGUUCCUUUCUUAUAUAAUGAAGGAAGAGGAAGUUUAGGAUCUUAUCAAAGGAAGCAACCACUCACUAAUUUGAAGUAAUGUAAAGGAAACAUAAAAAGUGAAGCCAAUAUGCUGAUAUUAGGCUAUGAACGCAUUUGUAUCUGUCUGUUACACAUA
Schistocerca serialis cubense is the source of this 3604-nucleotide messenger RNA. Its product is annotated as mitochondrial dicarboxylate carrier-like. The record is from RefSeq and is a predicted model, not a curated record. The coding region runs from base 1242 to 2012 and encodes 256 amino acids. NCBI's taxonomy places the organism in Eukaryota, Metazoa, Arthropoda, Insecta, Orthoptera, Acrididae. The transcript is spliced from 8 exons. Gene Ontology annotation, biological process: phosphate ion transmembrane transport; succinate transmembrane transport; oxaloacetate transport. Gene Ontology annotation, molecular function: sulfate transmembrane transporter activity; malate transmembrane transporter activity; antiporter activity.